Drosophila yakuba is the source of this 1044-nucleotide messenger RNA. RefSeq lists its product as uncharacterized. Lineage: Eukaryota; Metazoa; Arthropoda; Insecta; Diptera; Drosophilidae. The transcript has a single exon. The record is from RefSeq and is a predicted model, not a curated record. The coding region runs from base 99 to 830 and encodes 243 amino acids.
ACAGUAGCUUUGCACGAGUUAACACUGCAAUUGAUUUUUCUGAAUCACUCAAUCACUCAUACGGAAACACAAAAAAACAUAAAAAUAACUUUUCCGCAAUGGGCGAAAAAACACAGGACGCCAUGUUGGCCGAAAUGGAUUUGAUCUUUCUGGACCACAUAUUGCCCAGGUGCUGCAAGGAUAUCACCACCACGCAAGCGUUCUACAAGGACUACACCGCCGAUAAGCCGAAGCGAACGGUCACCGCGUUUCGAAAGCAAACGGAUCCCGCACUGAUUUCCGGUCACUAUGCGAACAACUUGAAAGUCCGAAAGCAGGAGAUGAAGACGCGGACUUGGCCACGAUCCAUGGACUGGCGAGAGGAGUACGCGCAGUUUGUUAAGCGCAACAAGUGGUGCAACGAGGAGAUCUACAAGCUCUUCUUUGUGCACCCGCCCAUCGAUUAUUUCCUCAUCAGGGAAUACCUGCAGGAUCUGCUCAAGACCACCUACAUCUCGGACUACUCGCCCAACCAUUACCACUCGCUCAUCAGCCAGCGCAAGCAUAGGGUGCAACACGAUGCUGAUGGCAUUGACUAUCGGACGACUUAUGGCAACUAUCACAAUCGUAUCCAGGAGGAGGACCCGUUCAAGUCGAGCAUUCUCCCGGAACCAGCACCUAGUCCCAGGAGCAUGGAGAUAGGAAAGUUUGCCAAGGAGAUGCGCAAGCUGUUUACCAAGUACAAUCUCACCACCUACUACGAGACCAUCUGCCUUCCGGCGCUGAUAAAGGCCAAAGAUGGUAUCAUGCCAUCGGGACCGAUCGAUCGCUACACACUUCGUAAGCACUGAAUCGCACCUAAUCAAGCUGACCAAUUCACAAUUACACAGCUACUGCAGUACUGCAGUUGGGUUUAUAAAAUUAUACUGAUUGUAGCUUAAUAGGUAUUAUUGUACUAAUUAUACAUUCGGAGUCUGCUGUGGUACUAAGUACUGCUAAGUACUAAGUACUAUAAAUAGGUUUAUUUAUUUAUUAAAGAUGACAGCGGUCAUAGCUAUUGGGUCA